Messenger RNA from Adineta steineri, 570 nucleotides. The record is from the annotation of a GenBank genome assembly. Lineage: Eukaryota; Metazoa; Rotifera; Eurotatoria; Adinetida; Adinetidae.
AUGGCUUCAGCACACGCCGAUAAUCCAAUCCUCAAUGGUCGUUUUUCAGAUGUUGGUACAGAGCCGUGCACAACGCCGAUUCCUAUAGCAGGAUAUGAGAAGAUGCCAUUGGUCUCACUUGAAGAAGCUGUCGAACCGCUUCUUUCACUUGUACCUGGCGUUCAACGAACAGUAUGGAUUGUGAAACAACGUUGUGAAAAUCCAUUAGACGAACUAUCACCUGAUGAAUCAGCUUCUAUUAUGCUCUAUACCACAGAAGGAACAUGCAGAGAUGAUUCAUUCUAUUCUAUUCUCAAUUCAACUCUACGCACCGAAGAUAGGACAAAAUUGCGACCGUGGUUUUUGUAUCUCAAACUCGUGCUCACUGCUCUUUCGAAACUUCCUCCAACUGACCGUCACACCACCGUCUAUCGAGGAAUAAGACUCGAUAUGAGCCAUGAAUAUCCUCAAGGCAAGACAUUUGUUUGGUGGGGAUUCUCCUCAUGUACGACAAGUAUCGAUGUUUUGGAGCAGGAUCUGUUUCUUGGAAAAACAGGUCCAAGAACUUUAUUUAUGAUCGAAUGAAGUUGA